AUGGGCGACACCCCACUGGCCUCGCUGUCCUUGACUCACGUUCAUUACAACCCCGAGGAUCCGUUGUCCUUUGCGUCGGCAUGGCUGGCUCUACUGCCUCAGGCUCUGUGCGUCUCCUAUGCCACCCUGGUCUGGGCUUCGAGAGAGAUGGAGGUGAUCCUCAUGUUCGCUGGACAACUGGGUUGUGAAGCGUUGAACUUUGUGUUAAAGCGCAUCAUCAAGGAAGAGCGACCCAAGGAAAUGUUCGGUAAAGGUUAUGGCAUGCCAUCCUCCCACGCCCAGUUUAUGACCUAUUUCGCCGUCUACUUGACCCUCUUCCUUGUGUUCCGACACACUCCAUCCUACGCAGGCUCCUACCCUUACUCCGAUUUCCUGCUCCGGAGUGUUCUGACAGUGGGGCUUUGUGCCAGCGCGGUCGCGGUUUCGACCAGUCGCGUCUACCUGAGCUACCAUACCCCCCGACAGGUACUGGCGGGCUCUGCAGCUGGCCUCUUAUGUGCCUGUGGCUGGUUUGCGGUCACCGGCCUGCUCCGAAGCUCAGGUUGGAUCGACUGGGCGACAGACCUGACGCUAUCUCGUCUUUUGCGCAUUCGUGAUCUGGUGGUCAGUGAAGAUUUGGCCGAGGCCGGCUGGCAACGAUGGGAAGCUCGGAGGUUGAAAAAGCGCCACAGUGAAACAGGCAAAUCGGACUGA
This is a messenger RNA of Penicillium daleae, 693 nucleotides long. Its product is annotated as phosphatase PAP2 family protein. The transcript is spliced from 3 exons. The coding region runs from base 1 to 693 and encodes 230 amino acids. Gene Ontology annotation, biological process: lipid biosynthetic process; protein N-linked glycosylation. Gene Ontology annotation, cellular component: intracellular membrane-bounded organelle; endoplasmic reticulum membrane. Lineage: Eukaryota; Fungi; Ascomycota; Eurotiomycetes; Eurotiales; Aspergillaceae. Gene Ontology annotation, molecular function: dolichyldiphosphatase activity. The record is from RefSeq and is a predicted model, not a curated record.